CGGCGAGACUCAUCAUCGUAGACGAUCCUCCCGACGGCCUUAGAUGGAUCGGAAAUGGAUCCUGCUCCAACUCGCCCUGGUGCAAUGUGCACUGUGUUCCAAGGCCAAACAGCAAGCAAGGCAGAACGUGCAACAAUCGCCCUCCAACGGGAGCUUUGCAAGCGGCUUCCUUAGCGGCCAGUUGGUCCUCGCCGCCAUUCUCUUCGUCUUCAUCAAGUUCUUCAUCUUCGGCGAGGCCUCAAGUCAAGACGACCGAGCACAGUCUCGUGCGGCGGCGCGGCGGCAGCGGACCCUCUCCCAUAGCGCUGCUCGGCAUCACCGCACGGUAUCUUCGUCAUUACAUCCCCGCCCCGGCUCGGGAGUCGUGAAGCCGCGACCGGAAGGCGGCCUGACCGUGCAGAAAAUCCUGGAAAAGACGUACUACAACGUCCACGGCCAUCAGCCAGAAAGCCUGGACUGGUUUAAUGUCUUGAUCGCGCAGACCAUUUCACAGCUUCGCGCGGACGCACAGCAGGACGAGGCGGUGCUCACCUCGCUCACUGCCUUGCUCAACGGGCCCAACAAACCCGACUUCCUCGACGAGAUCAAGGUGACCGAGAUCAGCCUGGGCGAGGAAUUCCCCAUUUUCAGCAACUGCCGAGUCAUCCCCGUCAACGAGGAUGGAAUGCCAAUUCGAGAGCUCAAGGGCAAUCGAGGAGAAAUGCUGCAGGCCCGAAUGGAUGUAGACUUGGGCGACGUGGUCACGCUGGGCAUCGAGACGAAGCUUGUCUUAAACUACCCCAAACCCUUUGUCGCCGUCCUACCUGUCGCUCUUGCGGUAUCUGUGGUCAGGUUUUCGGGGACACUGUCCCUUUCCUUCUCUCCUUCCAGCCAAUCGGAUCCCUACGACUCGGUCAACGGCCUUCCCACGGAUUCCGCGAAAAACGAGGGGCACCCGCUCAACCCCACAGGCUCGUCUCCAACAACGCUCACGUUCACCUUCUUGGAUGACUACCGGCUGGAUCUGUCGGUGCGGUCGUUGAUCGGCUCAAGAAGCCGACUGCAAGACGUACCCAAGAUCGCGCAGCUCGUGGAAGACCGGAUUCACCGCUGGUUCGAUGAUCGGUGCGUGGAGCCGCGCUUCCAGCAAAUCGUCCUCCCUUCGCUGUGGCCGCGCAAAAAGAAUACCAGGGGCGGAGAGGAGCAAGCAAGCGUUGUUCCCGAUUCUCCAUCCAUUCACAACAGCCGCGAUUCUCAACUGGAUGGUAUUGCAGAAGCGACGCUGGGAGCCUCACCAGACCGUUUGCCCCGGUCGCUCAAAGAAGGCUCGCAAACAAAGCCGCCACCCAAGGUCGAAACGCCAGCGGAGCAACGCACGAGAGACUGGGCCGCACGGCAUGGCAAGCCCAAGGAAGCAAUGACGGAAAUCGAACUAGCAGGGGCAGAGAUGCGAGAGGCUGACGAGCGGGAUCGCAAAAGAAGACAGGAGUACGAUGCAGAUGGAUCAGUGCUACGACACCGCACCACUCCGACUCAAGGAGUUCGGCUGUGACAUAGAACGAACGCUUACAUGGCCGAUGUAUAG
Neohortaea acidophila is the source of this 1564-nucleotide messenger RNA. RefSeq lists its product as uncharacterized. The record is from RefSeq and is a predicted model, not a curated record. Gene Ontology annotation, molecular function: lipid binding. The transcript has 2 exons. NCBI's taxonomy places the organism in Eukaryota, Fungi, Ascomycota, Dothideomycetes, Mycosphaerellales, Teratosphaeriaceae. The coding region runs from base 44 to 1531 and encodes 495 amino acids. Gene Ontology annotation, biological process: mitochondrion organization; phospholipid transport. Gene Ontology annotation, cellular component: endoplasmic reticulum; ERMES complex.